Molecule: messenger RNA, 301 nt
Organism: Aspergillus eucalypticola CBS 122712
Lineage: Eukaryota; Fungi; Ascomycota; Eurotiomycetes; Eurotiales; Aspergillaceae
Exons: 2
Coding region: 49-234 (61 amino acids)
Source: RefSeq, a predicted model, not a curated record
CUUAAUAUAAUCUUCAAAUCGAUUCACAACCCCUUCCUCCUCUCCAUGAUGCGAAGGUUGACUUUCCUCUCCUGCUUCAUUCAAGUGGUUCUGCUGAGAGGGGUAUUUGCCGCUGUCGUCGUCGUUCUCCCCCCCUUGGCUGGCGCUAUGAUGCUGAGUAUCUUGGUGUUUGUGGUGGUGAAACAUUUUGUCGAAGAUGUUUUCGUGGUGUUGAGACAUUUUGGUAGGCAGUAGGUAUUUCAGAUAUUUAUAUUGUAGUCAGUGUAAUGUGUGAUGGGUAGUACGUAGUAUUCAUUCAGAU